Coprinopsis cinerea okayama7#130 is the source of this 1561-nucleotide messenger RNA. RefSeq lists its product as hypothetical. NCBI's taxonomy places the organism in Eukaryota, Fungi, Basidiomycota, Agaricomycetes, Agaricales, Psathyrellaceae. The record is from RefSeq and is a predicted model, not a curated record. The transcript is spliced from 3 exons. The coding region runs from base 488 to 1561 and encodes 357 amino acids.
ACACUUCCUUGGUUACAACCUACUCUCAUCUACCCAAGGUUCAAUUAAAUCUUGUUGCUAACCUUGAUUUACGGCGAGCGCCAUUGUACAACUGUCGUCUACUUGCCGUGGUGACCGUACCCUUGGUAGUUAGCCCAUUCAAAAGCUUCGCCUCGCAUCCAACUUUAUCACUACGCCCCUCGACCAAUUCGGAUCCGGAAAGGACUCCAUACCGUUCCAAACAGUCGAUUCAUCAACACUCACAGUCCACAAUCACGCACCACGAUUAAAAUAGCCUUAGGCGCAAGUUCUCUCUAACCCAUCCCCUGCAUUCCUGCCAAUCGUCGGUCAAAGAUACAUCUCCCCGGAGAUCAGUGAUUGAAGUGAAUCCGUACGCGGUAUCCAGGGCGCAGCCUCGACAUAGUAGGCGCCCACAGCCUCCUCAACGAUAAAACCCUUCCAUCUCGACUUCAACUCGGUUGCUCCUUAUUCCUUUUCGUCCCAAGUCAUGGCGUCCCCUUACGUCUACACGCCCGAAUCAUCAUACCAACCUGGUCCGUACGCUGUUCCUAAUGCGGCACCAGGCUCUCCGUACUCCCCUUUCAUCCCCGACGUCUCUCUGUACCCUCCCUCACCUUAUUCCAGACCGGGGUCAGUGCACGGGUCGCCUGCUUCAGGUGUCGUUAAUCUCCCUCCAGUCGGGGGAGUUCCAUUCCCAGCCGCUCCGCCCAGUCCAGUCCUCGGCGGAUUCAUCCCUCCUACAUUCGAGGAGACCUUCUGGGGACCGCGCCAGCGAAGGCCAUCUUGGCACGGAGCACCAACCGGCGGACUAACAGUCCCACAAGGCCACGUUCGCUCCAACUCUUUUGGGCAAGCCAACGCUCCCCCUUUUUACCCACCGCCUGCCACCGCACCAGUGUAUGCCAACGGCUAUGACGCCUGGCUGCAAUGGCAACAACAACAGCACCAGCAACAACAACAACAACAACUCGAAGCCCAGAAAAAGCAGAUCUAUAUCCACCCCUUGUUGAACGGCGAGAACCCUGCCCGGCAGUUUUUCUUCAAUUUGGCGAAUCCGCAUUUUCAACCUGUGAAGAUCGUUGGACCUAAUCAGUGGGUGCCAUUGGGGUCUGAGGAGCUCGCGCAGCCAGCUACGCACCCACCGGUGUACGAACUCAAGAUUGUGUGCGACGCGACCCCACAAUGGCCUAUCCAUAUCCGCUACGAGCCGCCCUCAAACCCGUACUACAGCCCACACCCCUCUGCGGCGCUCCAACCCGGACAUGGGGCCCCACCCAUCACCGUUGGCGACGUUCUAACCCAACUGCACAAACACCUCCAUGCGAUGGUCGCGCAGCAUGAAUGGAACCAGAUGAGUACGAAGGAGGAGAAGGAAAUCACGAAGGCGUUUCAGAGGAGGUGUAAGAUGAUGGGUAAGGGAGAGUAUAUGGUGUGGAGGCAGAAGGGUCUGAGGAGAGUUGAUUACUUGAAGGAUAGGUGUGUGUUCUCGGGGGUGUUGAGGACUGGAUCGGGUCUCGGGGAAGUCAAGCUCGUCACGCAGCCCAUGCCGAAGACGAAUUAG